AGUCCGAGUCACAAGCAACCCAUUGGCCAAAAUGUCUUCCACGAAACUUGCCUUGAGCCUAGUUUGCCUUUUGGUAUUCCUUCAAGGAAGUUUCACAGCCCAAGCUCAGGCUGGUGAUUAUGUGGAGCUCUGUAAUUUAACCAGCAGCAUCGCUGUGGAUCUUACUCAGUUCUCUGGCAUUUGGUGGGAGGUUGCCCGUCAGCCGGCCGGAAAAGACUUUUGCACCGAGGUUAAUAUCACAGUGCUGCCAAAUCAGGUCCAGGAUAAUGUUUUGAUAGACACCACGUACGGGGUAUCGCCCGAUUAUCCGUGGGUGAAUCAAACUAUGAAUGCCACCCUCACCGUGGAGAACAUUACUGUCGCCCAGGAUGGCUUUAACUUCACCUACUGGAAUCCGCCAGGCUACACUCCCUAUGCAGUGUACAAGAUCCUCUACACUGACUACACCGAUGCGACCUUUAUUUGUGGCUAUACUAAUCAGACUGACAAUUCCACGUCUUUUGGAAUGAUCCUAACUAGAGAUCGAACUCCCACCACCGAUGCUUUAAAUAAACUACAGAGCUUCGCCUUUGGGCUAUCCUCUAACUUUUUAAAUGGCACCAUGCCAGUGAUAACUCAGGGCGAAACUUGCUAUGCAUCAUCCGGAGCCUCUACUAUUGUAUCCAUGCUGUUGAUUGCCUUGGCCUUUGUUCUUGGCCUUAGUGCUGACCGUCAAAUCAUUUAGUCUACACUCAACCAGAACGAGAACAACUUUAGCUUUCCUAUUAACCAAACUCAACUUAUCCUAACUUAAAAUUCAAUUUGCUUUGUAUAUAAUUUCAAAUGUGACGAUCAAACAAAUAAAAACUUACGCAUUUUCAUUA
Messenger RNA from Drosophila elegans, 863 nucleotides. RefSeq lists its product as uncharacterized. The transcript has 3 exons. NCBI's taxonomy places the organism in Eukaryota, Metazoa, Arthropoda, Insecta, Diptera, Drosophilidae. The record is from RefSeq and is a predicted model, not a curated record. The coding region runs from base 32 to 724 and encodes 230 amino acids.